UGCCUCCGACGUGGGCAAGCCGGGCGACUUAUCAUCGCGACUGGAUGAAGAAGAUGAUGCGACGCAGCGAUCUCCCCUUGGGUCCCACGGUGGAAAAGUCGAAGGACCCCUCGCCUCCGAGAGUGAGGCCGGACCGGGACUUACAGGGAGCUACGGAACGAGAGACUGUGGACAGAGAACGCUCGACAGAACGAUACGGCAGGGUUCCGCUGUCUGACGCGCAGAAUAAGAUGUCCUCGGAACAAAAGGCCGACAAAGUGACCGAGGGCGAAUCCAUCCUCCACACCCCGAUCGUGGUAUACAAGAACUCCACCUUCAACAAACGAAGCCCAACCAAGAGAGACUCACAGGAUCUACUCCGAAAGCUGUCACGGGCGGAGAGUCCGGGACAACCAAGUCUCGACGAAUUUAAAACCCCAGAGGCUCAGAAAGUCACCCAGAGACCUCGAAUCUACGACAAAACGCCGAUUGUGACUGGUGCUUGGAUUGAUACUCCGAUGACUGAGCGAGUUGACAAAUUCCCGGAAGAGCUGUCGCGCGAUAUCGUGCCAUCGCCACCACAGAAUACCCGACAUGCAUCAUCUUUCCUGCCUCGAGAGUCUCGUAUUAGCGAAGUGUCAGAGCCCUCUGAGCCAGAGGCCCUUAGCAAACCGGAGAUUGAAGAGGCAAAACGGAAGCAAGAAGGGACUAGCGUCGUCAAGGAAGAACCGGCAGUAGAGAACAAGCUCAAGGAGGACAGAGCAAGGCCGGAAGGCGGAAGCCUCGGUAAGGAAGGCCAAAAAGAAGAUUCCAAACAGGCGAAGCAACGAGUUGAGCAACCGAAAGCGGGUCAGAAGACGAAGCCGAUGAACAAGAGACCAUUGAUCAAACCAGACUUACCCAAGAGCGCACUAGAGACGGUGUUGCAGGAUUUCAAAGCAAACAAGGGAGAACUUGACGUCGGCGACGAUACGAUCGAGUCGCUCCAGGGGCUUCUUGAGGGUAAACCGAGUGACAGUGUCUCUGCUGAAGAGGAUGAUGCUGCGUACGAGAAGGCUAUCCUGAAGAAACUCGAGCUUGCAGGUUCCGGCGACAACGAGACCGUGGAUCUAGACCGGCUGAACGAGAAACUAAAAUCUCUUGCUGAUAACAUUGAAAAGGUGAAAUCAGGACUGAAGAGUCUGGAGGAGCAGGUUUCUCGCGACGCAGACACUUUAACUACACCCUCAAACAAAGAAUCACGAAACUCACGAGCGACCACCUGCGCGAAGUGCCAGGCCGAGACCGAAGGUCGCGUUUACACCAUCGUCUCCUUCCCGCGGCUUUGGAAACGCGAUCCCAUCUCCCGACGCCUCCGGCCCACGGGCCUCGGCUGGUGUCUGCUCAUCUUCCUGGCCUGGCUCUACUCCGAAUCCACCAUGUGCGGCUACUACUGCCACCCUCUGGUCUCGAACGUCUGCGAAGGCAACUGUCUGCAGCCCGACGCGCCCCAAUUCCCAUACGUCAUCCCAACAAUGCUCUACCGCUGGCUCAAUCUGUCGACCGUCUUCGCCCCACUCUGGACCAUCGCGAUAGCCGCUUUCAGAUUCCUCGCCCUCUCUCUCGGCCUCUGGGACGGAUACGUGGAGGAGGGCCCCCGCCCGCUGAAUCUCUCGGGUGAGAUCCGCCUCCACGGCACCCGCGUCGUCAGUCUCGCCGAAUCAACCGGUAUCGCCGCCACCAGCGCAGGCCGAAGCUUCUUCUCACCGUCCAGACUGUGGUCCGGCAAGGAAGAGCAACGACCGGUCGUCCCCGAGGCUGUGCCGGAGUUAGACCUGAAUGCAGGCCGUAAUCCCGGGAGCAUCCAUGCUGGUUCCGGCUCCUGGGAAGAGGACGGGUCGAUGGACGAUGAUGAGAUUCUUUAAGGAUGGUGCAAGGGGAUUGUGGAUGCUAC
This is a messenger RNA of Aspergillus homomorphus CBS 101889, 1912 nucleotides long. RefSeq lists its product as uncharacterized. Lineage: Eukaryota; Fungi; Ascomycota; Eurotiomycetes; Eurotiales; Aspergillaceae. The record is from RefSeq and is a predicted model, not a curated record. Bases 45 to 1883 code for a protein of 612 amino acids. The transcript has a single exon.